GCACUCUGGGUAAAAUAAAUGGCGGCUUACACGAAAUGUUUAGACUUGUUCGUCGCUUUCUAAAAUUGGGUGUWAUCAGAGAUUAUUCAGGGUUUUUGGGCCAGCCAAUCAAGCAAUACAAGUUUGUUCAUAUUUCAAGACUUUURCAGGCUACUGAGCAACCUACUGGUGGGCAAUACCAGUUUCUUGGACCAGUCCCACAAGACCGUCUUACAAUCAAGUUUGCUAGAAGCUCAGGUCCUGGUGGGCAAAACGUCAAUAAAGUAAACACCAAAGUUGAAAUUCGUUUUCAUGUUGAGUCUGCUGACUGGAUCCCAGAAGAAGUUAGAGAGAAACUUCUUAAAAGGGAGAGAAACAGAGUGAACAAGAAUGGUGAAUUGGUGUUGACCUCUACCCAGUUUCGAUCUCAACUAAAAAACGUUAAAGAUGCAAUAUCCAGACUGCAAACCAUAAUCAAAGAUGCUUCAUUUGUUCCUGCAGGACCAUCUCAGCAGCAGCAAGACCACAUCAAAAUAUUGGCAAGAAACUUUAAUGAAAGACGUUUAGCCACAAAGAAAUUUGCAUCACAAAAGAAGARAGGAAGGAAAAGUGACCAUUGAUSUUGUUAUUGAAAUACAUGUGAUAUGAGAAUGAAUAGGACGGAUUUUCAAAAUCAUUAAAAUUAAUAUGGCACCACAAAUUCCAGAAAAAGAUCCUUAACAUGUUGUAAAUUGGAUGUUUAUAUAAAAUGUAUAUGAAAUAAAGUUGUUCAUCUAUUUACA
This is a messenger RNA of Exaiptasia diaphana, 761 nucleotides long. Its product is annotated as peptidyl-tRNA hydrolase ICT1, mitochondrial. The transcript is spliced from 6 exons. Gene Ontology annotation, molecular function: translation release factor activity. The coding region runs from base 36 to 599 and encodes 187 amino acids. The record is from RefSeq and is a predicted model, not a curated record. Gene Ontology annotation, biological process: mitochondrial translational termination. Gene Ontology annotation, cellular component: mitochondrial large ribosomal subunit. Lineage: Eukaryota; Metazoa; Cnidaria; Anthozoa; Actiniaria; Aiptasiidae.